Xenopus tropicalis (tropical clawed frog) is the source of this 2528-nucleotide messenger RNA. RefSeq names its product motile sperm domain containing 2 (gene mospd2). The record is from RefSeq and is a predicted model, not a curated record. The transcript has 15 exons. Lineage: Eukaryota; Metazoa; Chordata; Amphibia; Anura; Pipidae. The coding region runs from base 214 to 1602 and encodes 462 amino acids.
GCAGAAUUCCCGCUCAUCCGACAACCGCAAGGCACUCUGGGAGGGAAGUACCCAGAACUAUUGCUAAAGCGCCGGAAAGAGGACAAGGAACAACUAAUUCAGGAGACAAGAAAAAGGUUUACUCAGGAGUAUCUGCAAGAUAAGGCUGACAGAUAUGAUUCUCGUGAUGUGGAAAGACUACAGAAGGAUGACACCUUGGUGGAAAGCUACCUUAUGUGGAGGCAUUAUGUAACAGAGGAAGCUCUAAAGAUGAUGGAUGAAAGCCUGAAAUGGAGGAAAGACAUUGGUGUAAAUGACUUGAAUGAAUCCACUAUCCCUAAGUGGUGUUUUGAGACUGGAGCAUCUUAUCUGCAUGGAUAUGAUAAAGAAGGCAAUAAAUUGUUGUGGCUCAAGGUAAAGCUCCAUGUACGUGAUGGUAAAACAACUGAGGACAAGAAAAAGUUUGUUGCAUUCUGGUUGGAGCGCUAUGCCAGGAGAGAACCAGGGAAGUUCAUAACUGUUGUUUUUGACAUGGUUGACUCAGGACUAAGCAAUGUAGAUAUGGAUUUUGUUCGGUUUGUCGUCAACUCUUUUAAGACCUACUACCCCAGAUAUCUGUCUAAGAUGGUAAUUUAUGAAAUGCCGUGGAUAUUGAAUGCUGCCUUCAAAAUUGUGAAAAGUUGGCUUGGUCCAGAGGCUAUAAGUUUGCUGAAAUUUGCAAACAAGAAUCAAGUUCAGGACUACAUCAGUGCAGAAUACUUGCCACCUCAUAUGGGAGGAACAGAUCCCUUCAAGUAUAGUUAUCCUCCAUUGCCUGAUGAUGACUUUCAAACGCCACUGUGUGAGAAUGGACCAGUAGCAAGUGAGGAUGAUUCCGAAAGUAAACUGAGUGAAUCAGAUCUCCGUGACACCGUAGAUUUAAGUGUGCCAAAAAAGAUAAGCAUCAGCGACGACCAAAUUAAACAGGAGGAUGUGGAAAAAAAUGAUGUAAAGCAAAAAAACAACAGGAAGGCAUCAACUGUAUUCAAAGGACCUUUGUUACAUAUCAGUCCAGCAGAAGAACUGCAUUUUGGGUCCAAGGAAAGUGGAGAGCGAAAAUGUGUAAUUGUGCUGAAUAAUGUAACAAAAAACACAGUAGCAUUUAAGGUGAGAACAACAGCUCCUGAAAAAUACAGAGUCAAACCAAGUAACAGCAGCUGCGAACCAGGAUCCACAGUUGAUAUUGUGGUGUCUCUGCAUGCAGCCUUUGUAGCAUCUCUCCAGGACAGAUUCUUAGUAAUGGCGGCAGAAAUGGAGCAGCCCUCCGGUGCCAGCACACAAGAACUCACACAGUUUUGGAAGGAGGUGCCCAGGAGUAAAGUCAUGGAGCAUAGGUUAAGAUGCCACGUUGUUGAAACUAGCAAGCCUGCCUCAUUAAUCCUAAAAUCAAACACAAUGAACCACUCUGUAUCGGACAGUGACGACUUGCAUUUUAAGCUCAAUCAGCUGUUGGAAACUAACAGAAGGUUAGAAGCACAGAUGGGGCACUGCCUCUGGUUUCAGCACAUGUUAGCCACCUUAUUAUCCAUUCUGGUCGCCAUUGUUGCUGCUGGAGUGUAUAUAACGAAACACCAGGACUGUUAAAUGUGUUGUUCAUCUCCCAGAUGCGCUGCCUAUGAAACCACCUGUGAGAGAAAUGGAUCUGCCCCCACAUGACCAAAGAUGCCUUCAAAGCAGUGUUAUGUUGUAUAAGACAGCUAAUUCAUAAAGAGGUUACGACGUUCCCCAGACGUUUAAAUGAUGCCAAUAUUUGGUGUAACUUUGCUUAUUGUCUUUAGUGGUAAAGCUGUGAAACAGUAAUGUAAUGAAGUACAGCUCGUAGACAGGCCUGCCGCCAUGACCCUGAAUGUUAUAUUAAUGUGAGCCUUGGAUACUUCUCGUGAUAAUAUUUAAGUCCUAAGCAGAUGUUGGCAAAUGGUAUGCACUACAAAACUCUUAUGGAUCCUGUGAAUUUACCAUAUAGACUGCUGCUCAUCUUGCUUAUCUUUCUUCUAGUUUGCAGUUAAAUGUUUAGUUGCCAUAGUUCUUACUUGCCAUAAAUACCGGAGCGUUUAGCUGUCCCCAGCAAAGGUAUUUUUUUAUCACUAAUAAAUUAGUGGCGAACAUUUGCUUUAAUUUAUGUGCAAUCCUCAGCGGCUUACAUCCCAUGAGUCAGUCGGUGCAUAUAGAUGCUGCGAUACUGUGCUAACUACUAAAACCGUAGAAUUCAGUCACGCCAUGGGUAUUUAUUUGCUCUUGUCAUAGAUGAAACCCAGGAACCCCCAGAGGCCAUUUGUUAAGAAGGACAGUAUUGACAGAACAUUGCUUUUCUGUUACAUGGAUGAAGGAUAAAUGCAUAUAGUGCAUCAAGCCAAUUAUAACCUCAGGUUUCAGUCCCUCCUUCCCUCGCUGCUACUGAUAAUGUAAAUAAAUGUUUUUAUGAUACUAUUUGGUGUCAUAGUCUCACUGCUUAUGCCUUCUUGGAUGACGUCCUCUAUUUUUGUAUAUAAAUGAACAUUUGGGCACCCGUA